Hibiscus syriacus is the source of this 2948-nucleotide messenger RNA. RefSeq names its product serine/threonine-protein phosphatase 6 regulatory subunit 3-like. The coding region runs from base 162 to 2657 and encodes 831 amino acids. Gene Ontology annotation, molecular function: protein phosphatase regulator activity; protein phosphatase binding. The record is from RefSeq and is a predicted model, not a curated record. NCBI's taxonomy places the organism in Eukaryota, Viridiplantae, Streptophyta, Magnoliopsida, Malvales, Malvaceae. The transcript has 19 exons.
UAUAAAUAAUAGAAAAUUUAGGGUUUCUUUUCUUCAUAUAUAAUUUUCGUCUCAUAUUCUCUUGAAUCUCGCGGCUCCUUCAACAAUUCCUGGAUUCACUGGUUGUAUCAGGGUUUAUAGUUAUAUUCAGCUUCUCUCCUUAAUCUUCCCUCUUAUUCACCAUGUUCUGGCAGCUCACACCUAUAUCCGCCUCUUCACCUGUGGACUCUAUAUUAGACAAGGAAAGCUUUACUUUGGAAGAGCUUCUUGAUGAGGAAGAAAUAAUCCAAGAGUGCAAAGCCUUAAAUAGUCGACUCAUCAAUUUUCUACGAGACAGAGCCCAAGUAGAGCAGUUGUUGAGAUAUAUUGUUGAAGAACCUCCAGAGGUUGCAGACAGCAGACGGACCUUCAAGUUUCCAUUUGUUUCCUGUGAGAUAUUUACAUGUGAGAUUGAUGUCAUUUUGAGGACUUUAGUUGAGGAUGAAGAGUUGAUGGACUUACUUUUCUCCUUCUUGGAACCGAACCGUCCUCAUAGUGCCUUGCUAGCUGGUUAUUUCAGUAAGGUUGUUGUAUGCCUUAUACUACGGAAAACUGUUCCACUUAUGAACUAUGUUCAAGUACAUCAAGUCCUGUUCCGCUUACUGGUUGAUUUGAUAGGAAUCACAUCCAUCAUGGAGGUUUUGGUUCGGUUAGUAGGUGCUGAUGAUCAUGUAUAUCCAAAUUUUUUGGAUGUAAUGCAAUGGCUAGCUGAUAGCAAUUUGCUGGAAAUGGUUGUGGAUAAAUUGAGUCCAUCUUGUGCUCCCAAAGUUAAUGCUAAUGCCGCAGAAACAUUAUGUGCAAUAACUCAGAAUGCCCCAUCAGCUUUAGCCACGAAACUCUCUACUCCAAGCUUUGUUGCAAGGAUACUUGGUCAUGCUUUGGAAGAUUCACAUUCCAAAUCUAGCCUUGUAAAUUCACUUUCAGUUUGUAUCUCAUUGUUGGAUCCAAAAAGAUCAGCAGUUACUUCUCCUUUGAUACAUUCGUUUCGGAAUCAGUUUAUAUAUGAGCCUCCAAUCCCUAUAAAUUCAGAGACUAUCAAUGCGAUGCUGCCUAAGCUUGUUGACUUGCUCAUGCUUUUGAAUGUGUCAUCUGAUGGGAAAAUUUUGCCUACCACAUAUGGAGAAUUGAGGCCGCCUCUCGGGAAUCAUCGUCUAAAGAUUGUGGAGUUCAUUGCCGUGCUGUUGAGAACUGGAAAUGAAGCUGCACAGCAAGAAUUGGUUAACUCAGGAACCAUUCGACGAGUUCUUGAUCUUCUCUUUGCGUACCCAUACAACAAUGCAUUACAUCAUCACGUGGAGAGUAUAAUAUUAUCUUGCCUUGAAAGAAAGAAUGAUUCUAUAGUUCUUCAUCUUCUUCGAGAUUGCGAUUUGAUUGGGAAAUUUCUCCAAAUUGAUAAGCAUCCAAUUCUUUCUGGUGAUGGUAAUCAGCCCACUUUACUUGCUGCUGGAAAAUGUGCACCACGGGUUGGAAACAUUGGACACAUUACACGUAUUUCAAAUAAACUCAUACAGUUGGGAAUCAGCAAUAGCCACAUUCAAGCAUGCCUACAGGAAAAUAAUGAAUGGAAUGAAUGGCAAGCUAAUGUUCUGCAAGAGCGUAAUGCAGUUGAAAAUGUUUAUAGAUGGGCUUGUGGCCGCCCAACAACAUUGCAGGACAGAACUAGAGAUAGUGACGAAGAUGAUCUUCAUGAUAGAGAUUAUGAUGUUGCUGCUUUAGCAAAUAACCUAAGCCAGGCUUUCAGAUACAGAAUAAAUGGGAAUGAUGAUAAUGAAGAGCAUGGUGCUCUUGAGCGAAAUGAUGAGGAUGCUUACUUUGAUGAUGAAUCUGCUGAGGUUGUCAUAUCAUCCUUGAGGCUUGGAGAUGAACAUGGAAGUCUGUUCACAAAUUCGAACUGGUUUGCAUUCGAAGAUGACAGAACCGGUAAUGCACCUGUGGCAUCAUCACCCGCAGAGGUGAUGAAUGGCACCUCAAAUGGUGGUAACAGCAGUAGUGAUGAUGAAGUGGUAGUUGGAGAGGAAGAUGAGUUGAAUGAAAACAAACAGUUGGUGAAUAGCACAUCUACUUCCGAUGCGAUGAAUGGAUUUAACAAUCUUAUGAGUAAUACGAGAUUCUUCAGGUUUGACACAACAGAAAGCGAGGAUUUGUCUGGAGACAGGUCUUUACCUGAGUGGGUGGGAUGGGGAGAAUAUUUGGAAUUGCAAGCAGCAGGUGGUUCAAGCAAGAAUCCAUUUCUUGAUGAUGACAGCACUGAUGUCAGCAUACCCAACCAAACAGAGGCAAUGGUCACCGAUGUUGGCACCCACUCAAGUGGGGAGACCACACUUCCAAGUGAUUCCUUAGACUCCAUGGAUUUAAGUGAAGGAUCAGCGAUAGGUGAUACAAAUCAGAAAUCUCCACCUCUGGUGCCCUCUUUAUUUGAAGAGGAUGUUGAAUUUGUAGGGGUGGAAUCAGAAGGUGCAGAGAAGGCAAUGGAACAAGCUUUAAAAGAAGGAAUAGUUGGGGAAGCAGGACUGUUGCAGAGCGACAGUAUCCCAAAGGUACCUGGAAAGGAGAACGCUGGUGAUGUUGGAGUUGGGAUGGAGGAGUUCAAUGAUUCAAACUAUUGGAGGGUCGAUCAAGAGGUUGCUAUUUCAGAAUAAUUCCUGCGAAAAGAUGUCUUCUGCCGAACAUAGAAGACGGACUUGAAUCUAACAAAAUCAAAGCUUUUGGUUGGUGAGGGCAGAUGCAGAAAAGCAAAAUUCAUCUGCACAGUAUAAUUCCGUUUCGGUGUGGGGGUUGGCUGUGCUAUGGUGAUGGUUCUGUUCAUUAGUGAUUGUUGUUAUUAUUUAACGUUUUGUUUCUUCUUCCUGUUUGUCUGAUUUUAAGGUUAGGGUUUCCCUAUCAAAUCGUAAUUUGAACCUUAAUUAUUACUGGAAUAAUGCCGCAGUCAU